Molecule: messenger RNA, 1728 nt
Organism: Bursaphelenchus xylophilus (pine wood nematode)
Lineage: Eukaryota; Metazoa; Nematoda; Chromadorea; Rhabditida; Aphelenchoididae
Source: the annotation of a GenBank genome assembly
AUGGUGUCGUUCCUAUUGUCUUCACUAGUCAUCUUCCUCUCGUAUCGAGUCAACAAACGCAGUCCACAACGAGAGUACGCGUGGAUUAUGGCGUUCAACGCGAGUGUCGACAUUUUCUCCUCGCUUUACAAUGGACUUGUGGCACCAGUAAGUUUGUCGCGGCUAACAGGGGAAGUGCUAAGUGUGACGCUCAGAUUCUGAUGAAAAUUGGCACAAACUUAGAAUAAAAUUUUUCAAGAUAUAUCCGAGACUUCUAGCUCGGGCCUUGCAGAGUUCAAAACUUAACUUCUACAUUGCUCAAUUUGGAUGUCGGAUUUUCUGGAUUUUUCUAGAUUUUUUCCGCAGAGAGGAGCUUCCGAAAAUUUUUGACGUGCUCUGGGGAGUACUACCGGCCACAUAAAGCCGCUGUUGAUACCACGGGACGAUUUGAAAGAGGUGUCAUCGUGACACAUUUUCUGGACACACGAAGAUUGGAUAAGUUUUGGGCCAUAUAGGUAACGUAACCCAUGCAAAAGCAAAGUUUGAAGAAAACCUGAGCGUCACACUUGAAGGCCUUUUUUCACAAAUAUAAAUAUAAAUGUAUAAUAAACUCCAAUUCAGAGCGCCGUAUCCACAAGUUCCACAAUGUACAUGAUCUUCGAAAAUCCUUUCCUACAAAACAUUUCCGCCUCCACCGCGCGAGCGGCCGCCUUUUUCCUGGAGGUGGCCUCGCUUUGCUCCGCACCGUGCAACGCAAUCCACUUCUACUACCGCUACCGAUUGCUGUGCAAAGGCGAUAUGUGGAGCAAGCAGCGGUAUCUUACGGCCUACGGGAUGGCCCUGGCGGUGAUAUUCGUUAUUGCGACGUUGUUCUGUGCGUCCGGCAAUCUGGCCAAUGAGAGAAGCAGACAAGAGCUAAUCGCGAUUAGUGGAGGCGGGUAUCCGGUUCAUCCCCAUGUGUUUGUCACGCUGGUAAGGAAGAGAGAAUGUUGAGGUGAUACGAUGCGACUUUGAGGGGGUUUCCGGGAUAGGCAUGACUUUGAGAGCUUGGUCAGGCCAAAUUUGUUCAAUUUUAAUACGUUACGACACAAUUCAUUUUCUCGGCGGAGAUGAAAUUUUCAAGUUUCCGGAAUAAGCAUGAAAAAAAUGUUCAUUAUUUUCCCGACACACUUAUAUGGGAAUAUGCAUAUAGUCCGGAAUCUCUGGGCAUCUGUCAACUAAAAAACUGUCGUUUUAAUACAUAUUAAUACCUGCAGUCCAUUUGACGACCACUGUUUCAGGACGAUCCUACCUUCAUGCUCUGCGCUCUCCUCUGCCUGCUCGGAUAUGUUGGCGAAUAUGGCCUGAUAAUUUUCUGUGGCCAACGGAUUAUACGGCAAGCUCGGGAGGGGAUCAGUUCGGCAACAGCUUCAACGCAAAAAGCACAAAAGCACCUCAUUACGGUGAUGAUUUUGCAAGUAAGCUCUAUAACUCGUAAGCAUUUUUUUGUGCUCACUUAUAUCAAGUACCGACAAUUUUCAGGCAGUGUACCCAUUAAUAUUGUACUUCUCUCCGAUUGUCUACGUGACGGCAAUGCUUGCAAUGGGCGUUCAAUUCCGGAACAGCGGCUAUCUCACGGCCGUGUCGCUGCAACUGCUGUCGCCGUUGAAUGCAAUAUCGGUGCUCACGCUGAUCCCGGCUUAUCGUCGAGUAUUCACCAAGAAACCUCCAACAAACUCUGGAACGUAUUUUAUUUCUGUCAGUCGAUAA